Lolium perenne is the source of this 846-nucleotide messenger RNA. Its product is annotated as QWRF motif-containing protein 7-like. Gene Ontology annotation, molecular function: microtubule binding. Gene Ontology annotation, biological process: spindle assembly. Gene Ontology annotation, cellular component: cytoplasm; nuclear microtubule. NCBI's taxonomy places the organism in Eukaryota, Viridiplantae, Streptophyta, Magnoliopsida, Poales, Poaceae. The record is from RefSeq and is a predicted model, not a curated record.
AUGGACAGAACCCCGCUCCACCCAAUGGCGUCCCCUCAGUGCGUUCCACGCAGCCCCAGCUCCGCGUCCCGGGCCGCGCCGGCCUUCUCCACCGCCAACUUCGUGCGCUCCCUCCGCAAGGCAGCAUCCUUCGGCUACACGAAGACCGGUGCCGCCGGUGUCGUCGACGCCGUGGGCACAACGCGACGACACGGCGCGGAUGCCGCGGUGAUGAUGUCAUCCCCAUGCAGGUCGUCUCCUCAGCGGGGCUACGCUACGAGGCGGAGGCGGAGCACCGGGGAGCCGGAGGACGUCGGGAGAAGAUCGGUCGUCGUGCCCAGGAAGAUGGCGACUACGCGUAGCAGCAGAGAGGAGGACGCGGCGCACCGGGCGCGCGUGCUCGCCGCGCGGCUCCUGCAGUGGCGGUUCACAAACGCCCGGCUGGAGAAGGCCAUGGCCCGCGUACCUCCGCCGCCCAGUGCUAACAUGUUCUACGUGUGCCUGCGCGUGGCUGAGCUGCGCAACAUCCACGCGGCCAAGAUGAUCGUGGCGCAGCGGUGGCGGCUGAAGGUUAAGCUUGGAAGGAUCCUGCGCACGCAUCAGCUCCCCCUCCUCGGGACAUGGGAGCCCGUCGGGAAGUUGCACGCUGGCGCCGUCCUGGAACUCGGCCGCGUCCUUUCCGCCGCAGCCGCCUCCCUCCCCUUAACCGACGGAGCACAAGUCAGGCUGGAGCUGUUGCACGAAACCAUCCUCGCUUACGUACGCGCCAUGGAUGAGAUCGAAGCCAAUGCCGUCAUGUUCUAUGCUACGGUUCAGGAAGUGAGCCUUCGAGCAGAUUUAAUACAAGCAAGGCCCAAGAUUGACUAG